Cercospora beticola is the source of this 977-nucleotide messenger RNA. RefSeq names its product signal peptidase complex catalytic subunit SEC11 (gene SEC11). Gene Ontology annotation, molecular function: serine-type endopeptidase activity. Gene Ontology annotation, cellular component: membrane; signal peptidase complex. NCBI's taxonomy places the organism in Eukaryota, Fungi, Ascomycota, Dothideomycetes, Mycosphaerellales, Mycosphaerellaceae. The record is from RefSeq and is a predicted model, not a curated record.
CGUUCCGCGAGCUUCACCAACAUCGUUCCUCCAAUUUCUCGCGACAAGCCCGGCAACAAAUUCCCCAAACGCAACUGCUAGACGGUUUUCCUCCCACAGUCGCCGCCAUGUUCGGUGCCGUCGGCAAUAUGCAGCCCCGGCAGGUGGCCGCCCAAGUCCUCAACUUCGCCCUCGUUCUCAGCACCGCGUUCAUGCUCUGGAAAGGCCUCUCGGUAUUCACAGAUUCCUCGUCGCCGAUCGUCGUGGUUCUGUCAGGAUCUAUGGAGCCGGCAUUUCAAAGAGGAGAUUUGCUGUUCUUGUGGAAUAGAGGGAUGGAGACGCAGGUGGGAGAGGUUGUGGUGUACAAUGUGCGAGGAAAAGAUAUUCCAAUUGUGCAUAGAGUUGUGAGGAGAUUUGGAGGAGGACCGAAGCCUCUACAACUCCUAACGAAAGGCGACAACAACGCUGCGGACGACACGGAGCUCUAUGCGCGUGGGCAAAGUUAUCUCGACAGGAGUAAGGAUGUUGUUGGCAGCGUGGUGGGAUAUGUGCCUUUUGUGGGAUACGUGACGAUCCUGCUGAGCGAAUACCCAUGGCUCAAGACGGCCAUGUUGGUAUUUAUGGCUUUGACGGUGGUACUGCAAAGAGAAUAAGAGCGAGGGUAGUCAUGGAGUAUGCUGGUCAUCAUUGGCUCUGGAUCUUUAGGAUUCGAACUUUGGUCAGGAAGCCCAAGAUAGGACGAUUGACCGAAUUGCUACCCCUUCGUCUGUCGACCUGUUCACGCUGUACGGAUUAUGCAACUCGAGACGACGCCAACCGCCUCAUUAAAAGACAACGAAGCUUGCGCUACGAUGAACCUCUCCAAAGAGCGAGUGGGCACAGCAUUUGCAUGUCGAGCGAUUGAUACUGCUUGCUAUACAAAGCUGCCAAUAUUACUUGCUCAGUCAGCCUUGUCAAAAGUCGGCUGGCAUAUGUGUAUCAUUAUCCCAAGCCUGCGC